UGCUGCCUGGUGCGGACGUGUUUGACAGUUAUUCACAAAUGGGGCCCAGAAGUCGAUGAGACUGACCGCUUGUGAGUCAGACGCUGUCUGAAAGUUACCACCGCAGAGUUGUGUCAUCAUAUGUUCGUUGCGUUGAUUUCUACGUCCAAAUUCACAAGUGUUUAUUAGCCCAGGAACAACAGGAAUGAAUGAACACGUGAAGGGGCAGAAAGCAGACAGUUAAAGCGGGCAAUGAACGUGGUGUUGUGAGCGGACCAAAGAGAAGAACAAAGAGGAAUACCAACAAAACCGUUUAUACUACAACUGUCCAAAGGCCUGAAGAAGCUUGUGUGUGCGGAGCGAGUCAGCCUUGUUAACAAACGAUCUUUGAGAGCUAGCUAACACAGCUACCGCUAACAAGCGACAAGCGGAGAGAGAAGACCGGGGGCUGCGCCACGGUCCCUUCCUCGCUCCGGUAUGAUGACAGGUGACAGCAACAUGACCUCCAUCGUUCAGAGAAUAGCUCGGCAGGCUCUCCUCACCUUCAGGAGUCCGCCCCGGCUCGGCGAAGAGGCCGGUAAAUCUUUCCUGGAGAACCGAAGCCAACUGAAGAGCCUGAUGACGGAAGUGCGAGCCGCGGACCUGAAGCUCGUUCCUCGGCGUGCCGACAACAACAACGUGUCCCCUUCGCUCCGCGGGCCUCCGGUCACCUACAUGCACAUUUGCGAGACGGACCAGUUCAGCAUGGGGGUGUUUCUGCUGAAAAGCGGCGCCUCCAUCCCGUUGCACGACCACCCGGGGAUGCACGGCAUGCUCAAAGUCCUGUACGGAAAGGUCCGGAUCAGCUGCUUUGACCGACUGGACCGGCAGGGCUGCACGCCGGCAGCGCCUCCGCUUCCCCCGGCGCAGAAGGGCGCGCUGCGGCGCUCCCUGCUCCGCUCCACGGACGUCUACACGGAGGAGAGCGGCCCGUGCGUGCUCUCCCCGGACCGGGACAACCUGCACCAGAUCGACGCCGUGGACGGCCCGACGGCGUUCAUGGACAUCCUGGCCCCGCCGUACGACCCGGACGACGACAGAGACUGCCACUACUACAAGGUGCUGACAGAAGCGGAGGUUAAAAACACAGAGCAGAAGGAGGUCUGGCUCCUGGAGAUCUCGCAGCCUCCGGAGUUCUGGUGCGGAGGGGAGCCGUACCCGGGCCCGGAGGUCUGCCUCUGAUGCCCUCUGACAGACUUACCUUUUCUCCGGCUGCAGGGGCUGGUUUAUAUGCAGCCGGCCUGUAGUGGCACAAGGCCUGGGGCUUUUGGACUUGGUUUGACAACACUAGGCUGAAUAAAGUAGGGCUGAUUGAUUAUGGAAAAUAUCAUAAUCACGAUUAUUUUUGGAUGAUAUUGAAAUCAAGAUUAUUUACCACGAUUACUCAUUGACUUUUGGAAAGAUGUUGCCAAUAUUGCACCUAAAAAGUAGUGAAACAAUUGAACAAAUCAACAGUAAAAACACCUUGAACAGUGAAA
Molecule: messenger RNA, 1496 nt
Organism: Perca flavescens (yellow perch)
Lineage: Eukaryota; Metazoa; Chordata; Actinopteri; Perciformes; Percidae
Gene: adob
Product: 2-aminoethanethiol (cysteamine) dioxygenase b
Exons: 2
Coding region: 457-1200 (247 amino acids)
Cellular component (GO): mitochondrion
Molecular function (GO): oxidoreductase activity, acting on single donors with incorporation of molecular oxygen, incorporation of two atoms of oxygen
Source: RefSeq, a predicted model, not a curated record